Molecule: messenger RNA, 1352 nt
Organism: Anneissia japonica
Lineage: Eukaryota; Metazoa; Echinodermata; Crinoidea; Comatulida; Comatulidae
Product: RING-box protein 2-like
Exons: 2
Coding region: 16-411 (131 amino acids)
Biological process (GO): ubiquitin-dependent protein catabolic process; protein ubiquitination
Cellular component (GO): nucleus; Cul5-RING ubiquitin ligase complex
Molecular function (GO): ubiquitin protein ligase activity; cullin family protein binding; zinc ion binding
Source: RefSeq, a predicted model, not a curated record
UAUAGACAGGAUUACAUGUCAAAGGACACAAAAAUAAAAGGUCUCCCAGUCAAAGGUCAAAGGAAAGUCCAAAAAUCGAAUCGGAAAAACAAGGAAAUGGCUGCUGCAGAUCAACAGCAAAAACAUGACCGAAUGUUCACUCUUAAAAAGUGGAAUAUAGUGGCAAUGUGGAGUUGGGACGUGGAAUGUGAUACAUGUGCAAUUUGUCGAGUACAAGUAAUGGGUGAGGAAUUAAAAAUGCACUGGUACAGUACUCUAGUUAAACAUAAUCAUGUUUAUUUUUUUUCUGUAGUUGUUUGGGGCGAAUGUAAUCAUUCUUUUCACAACUGCUGUAUGUCACUCUGGGUGAAGCAGAAUAACCGAUGUCCUCUAUGCCAACAAGAAUGGACGGUUCAACGAAUAGGAAAAUAGCGCUACCAGUUAGCAGACAGGGACAAAUUAGCCUCAUCUGCAAGAAUGAUUUGUUAAACGAAUAGGAAAAUAGCGCCCUCAGUUUGUAGACAAGAACAAAUUAGCCUCAUCUGCAAGGAUUUUAUGCAAAAUUGGAACUACCAUCUUUUGGAACAUUCACACCUUUUAUGGGGCUAAAUUUUUGUUUGUGAACCAACACCAACACAUGUCACCCCUGUGACCCCCCAUUAAUAUGAUUGACACAUUUUUUUUGUCACAAAGCUAAUAUAUAGAUUCUACUGUAUACUAACGUCUCAGUAGCGCUAAUAAUGUACACAGACGUUGCCAAGAAAAAGUAUCACUUUUUCUAAUGUCUUUCUCUUUGGGUGACAUAUAGAGGCCACACUGUAGUGGGCCCGUGGUGGAAAAACAUUUAACACAAGGUGUGCAUUUACUGUAGUAAGUGAUCAUCAUAGGUGGUUGGUCAGCAGUUAACUGCAUGAAGGUUAAUAAUAUGAAGAACAAGUAUGGCAGAAAAGGUGCUGGAAAUGUCAGGAUUAUGAAAAACAUUUUUUUAAAUUAAAAGUGCACAGUUUUUCAAGCUUUAUAUAUUAUGUAAUGUAAUUUUAUAUGUUAACCAUGCAUUUAGGAGAUGGGGGAGAGGGAUUAGUUUUGUUUCCAAUGAUUUGUAGUAUCCAUUUAUACAGCAUUGAUUAUAUUGGGUUUUUUUUUAGUCAUCUAAAAAAGUUGCAAAAUAAUACAGUUUGCCCUCUAAUUUGAGCCCCCCUUUGUAACCUGAAAAUUUGGGGUGGUCUUGAUGUUCGAAUUUCUUGUCAGAGUAGGCCAAUUUCCUCUAAAAAUUGCACAUUUUAGGGAUUUUGGAUCAAUUCCGACGAAAUUAGAAUUAAGAACACCGGGGGACAAGGUGCACUUUAAUUGAAUCAUAUUUAAAAUAUACUGCC